UAGCCUGACUCGCGCACAAGCUCGGGUAUUUUCCCCACUCAGAGAGAGAUCUCAUCUCACGCAGCGCUCAGGUACCAGCAUCAGCAUCAGUGGUGGACGCGCAGCCCUGAAUGAUCCCGCGCACCGUAAAUAGAUCUUGCCGACUACAUAUUUGAGUGUCAUUGCACAGAAAAUACAGGCACAGGUUUUCCACAACUGUGGGACGGGGGAAUGAUAAACCCCGGAUCCCCUGGGCCGUUGUACUGUUCGUAAGGAUGCGAUCACUGAGCCGACCGUGGGCCUCGCUACUCACCGAGGCUUUCCUCAUCACAACAGUCGCCGUCAGCUCUGCAAUGGCAGUUUUGGGACAUUGUCCUCGAAGUCUGGACUGUGCCCGGGAGCGACGGCAUUUCUGCCAGCCUGGCUCUUCACACUGCGGCCCAUGCCUAGACCCAUUCGUGGAGAACAAACGAGGGAAGUGUGUGGUCAGGAGAAGAAAUCACUCGGCCAAGGUCAGCCUUCUCCCAGAGCUGGAUGAAGAGAUAGACAUUCUCUCCUCCAUCAUCAGCAAACACAGAGAAUCAGAGAUGAAGCACUCGGCCCCCUCUCCGGCUGCUCCCAAAGUCCCUGAAGAUCAUUCCUGGCCGAGCAGUCAGCACAGAGCAGAAGCAUCUCCUACCACUGCUACAUCAGAACAGCCUCUGACAAGUGCCCUGACCACUGCCUCCUCUACCACCAGCCCAGCCUCACACACUCCAUUUAUCUCUGCAGUGCACAGCGCUCCCUUUAUCAUCCCGUAUCCCUCUGAGGACCACUCCUUCAUCAUAUUUUUGGGUGUGUUUCUCAUGGUGGGCUCAGUGGCCAUGGUCUUGACUGGAGUGUGUUGGGUCAGGAUGCAGAGAGGCAAUCGUCUCGCCCAGAAGGUCGAUUAUCCUGCUUUUGGGUUGAUAGGUCCAAAUUCCUAUGAUGGUGGAAUGACUGGAGAUAAAACACUUGCCCAGAGUGCCCAGAUGUACCACUUUCAGCUUCAGAAGCAGCAAAUGAUGUCACUCAAACAACGGAGUGAUUCCAAGAUUCCUGAGUCAGGAGCCACUUCGGAUGAGGAAAAUGAAGACGGAGACUUCACUGUGUAUGAGUGCCCUGGACUUGCCCCAACUGGGGAAAUGGAAGUGAAAAAUCCACUGUUCGAUGACUCCACCUUUCAUCUUCACCUGCAGAGGAGUUACAACUAACGCGAGAACUCAGAGGACACAUCACUUCACGCACAAACACGCAUGAAUUCACAAUGGUGUGCUUUCCUCAUCUGAUCCAUUCAAGCAAGGUCACGAAGGUCAAUUGCUCUUGCAUCGUGGUUCGUAUGGACAUUUGAGGGCAGUUUUUUUGUGCUGUUAAAUGCAAGAUGGCAGCCUCUAUCCAUGAGCUGAAAUAGAAUGCAUUGCAACACUGUCAGAAAUAAUUUGCUUUGUUAACUUGAUUCACACAUACACAAGCAUACUUUCUAAAGACCAGCCCCUUCGGACCAGGAUGCUGCACUGUAGUACCUUUCAGUUAAUGGCAGAUGUGUAAAACAUUGCAUGGGAUUUCUGACUAAGAGUUGCACCCAUCCUAUAUAAUCAUGCACAGUUCGUGUCUCUUUCCUUAAGUCUUCUGGACCUGUUUAAUAGUAACACACAUAAGGGACUGGGCAUCCUCUGUGCUCUCAAAAAGCUUGAACAUGAUCUGUUCUUGAUACCAGCUCAAGACUCAUUUAAUAUCAGGUCAUUGCUGAGUUCUGUUAUGACGUCUUCUGUAGUAUAUUGUGAAUACUGUGGAAUGGAAAAGAAACUUGUUUAUAGAAUUACUUAUUUGAACAUAUCUUGCCUGCAAACACUAGUCAUAUUUAGAAUGGACGUGGAAGAUGACGCCCCUUGAGGAGCAACGUAAAUUAUACGAUUAGCAUAUUUUAUGUUUUCUUCUACCAAAUUCGUCUGUGACUGUAUUUUUAAAAUACCAAUGGUGAUUUUACUAUUUUUUUAUAAUUGUGCACACAAAAUUAACCCUAAAUGAUAUUAUGUAGCCUCUGUAUAAUCAGAAUGGUCCUACUAUGCAUGAUUUGAAGCUGUGUAAUAAUGAACAAAAUCAGUGUGCAUUUCUGGUUCAUUUAUGGGACACUUUUUUUUUUUUCUUUCUUGUCAAACCCAGCCAAAAAAUACCUGAUUUGCAACGUAACACACUGUACAUAGUUGCUAUGGUGUACAGGCCAGGAUUUUCUGAUCUAUGUGCGGUAACCUCUGCACUAAAUCACUAACAGUGACGUGAUAUAGUUUGAUUCUAGAGCGCGUCGCUCGCUGCUGUUUCUCAGGAAACCUGCCAACAGUAGCCAGUUUCUGUGCAGAAUUUUCAGUAAUUCCUUCAGUGGAUCCCUUCAGGUUCCUUUAGAUCUUGUACCUUUGAAUCUUCUAGUCAAAACUGUGGCAGUGUCGUCAGUCUAUCGAUGUUGCAUUGAAGCAAAGCGAAGCCCUAAAAAAUGUCAACUGUCUGUUCUGUUAGACAGUCAUUGUGGGGAUGCUAACUCUGAUAUGACCUUCAAUUUUCAAAACAAACAAUGGUCUUUAGUUGAACCCACUGAAACUUUUUCAGCUACUGAGAUGCCUGACAUGCAUGUAAAGAUGGAAUAUAUAAAGAGGAAAUAAAUAUUUAUAUCAGCUCAAAUAAUAAA
Ctenopharyngodon idella (grass carp) is the source of this 2677-nucleotide messenger RNA. It is a transcript of the gene npdc1b, whose product is annotated as neural proliferation, differentiation and control, 1b. NCBI's taxonomy places the organism in Eukaryota, Metazoa, Chordata, Actinopteri, Cypriniformes, Xenocyprididae. Gene Ontology annotation, cellular component: membrane. The transcript is spliced from 9 exons. Bases 255 to 1211 code for a protein of 318 amino acids. The record is from RefSeq and is a predicted model, not a curated record.